Messenger RNA from Owenia fusiformis, 4638 nucleotides. The record is from the annotation of a GenBank genome assembly. Lineage: Eukaryota; Metazoa; Annelida; Polychaeta; Sabellida; Oweniidae.
GUCGCCAUUUUGAAAAUAAAUGGCAUGUUGAUAUUUUAGAAGUCAUCUGUUUUUCUCGAAAUUACCUACACCAUGGCCGGUGACGGCAGACGGAGUACGGCGGCACAGUUUUUCAUGGACGAGGAUACCAGUGGUGCGAAUGAUGUUCCUACACAUGACCGGGUAGUUGAGCUGUUGAACAAUGCAUCAUUAAUGACCAAUGACAAACAGAAGGUGAAUGAACUGAAGCAAGUCCAGGAGCUGAUCAUACACAAAGACCCAGCCCUACUUGACAACUUUCUAGAUGAGAUGCUUGGGUUCCAAAAUGACCGAUCAGUAGAAGUGAAGAGAGCAGUGAUAGGCUUUAUGGAGGAGGCUUGCAAACAUGACCCAGAGAUCCUAGCCAAGGUGGUGGCCAACCUACCUGUCUUACUACAAGAUGAGAAUGUUAACAUUCAGAAAAGGGUCAUACUCGCAGUGGGCAGCCUCUACAAGGAAGCACUCAGGUGGAUUGUUAAUACAAAGAAGGUCACAGACACAAUGGAGGCCACAUGGAAGUAUAUGGAAAAGUUAACAAAGAAUCUUCUUGAAAUGUUGGAUUCUGAGAAUGAUGGAAUCAGAACUCAUUGUGUUAAGUUUCUCGAGAGCUAUCUAUUGACGCUUACUGAGAGAACACUAGAUUCUGAAAUUCCCAAGAAACAGGAGAAAGACAUCACAUUGGACCAAAUUCCUAAAAAGGAACAUAAAUUACUGAAACGUGAAGAUCUAGAAAAGAAGGGUACCAAAGCAAUUGAAUUGCUCUUGGAUUUUCUUGGAUCCCCACACAUUUCAAGCAUCAACCUGAUGACAUGUAUGACAACACUGACCAGCUUUGUGAAGCAGAGACCUCAAUUUAUGCCAAAAGCAAUCCAGGCAUUUGAAGUAUUACAUGUGAACCUGCCCCCCACCCUGGCCAAGUCUCAAGUGAGCAGUGUUCGCAAACAUCUCAAGACUCAGAUGUUGACGUUAUUAAAGCAUAUUGGAUCCUAUAACUACCAGACACAGAUUACUACACUGUUAACAGAUCUAGGAGCAACACAAUCUGAAGUAAUGAAAGCCAUGCCAAAGAUUGACAGUUCAAGGAAAAGGAAAUUGGAACAAGAAAAGUUAGCAUCAAAGAAACCUAAAAUUGAAGUGACUGUAAAAAUGGACGAUGAUGAUGAUGAUGGAGGUUCUACACCUUAUAUAGGCCUGGACCAGGUGAAGUCUAAACCUCUGCCUAAGUCAUCUAACCAGACUGCCAUUGAUAAAUCCUCUGAAGAAAUUGCUAAGAACUUGAAUCACCAGAAUGUGGCAGAUUUGGUACUGUUGAGUAUGGUUAUGUUACCAGAUACAAUGCCAGCCCACUUCUUGGCCACUUACACCCCCAUAGCUGCAGCAGGGACAGAUGCCCAAGUGACCCACAUCUCACGUCUACUAGCUGCCCAACUGCAUGGCGCUGGACUCACUAAGGACGAAGAUGACACCAAGAAUGAUUCAUUUAAAGUGCCAGGCAGUGCUGCUAAGCGUAAGAAGGUUGCAGAGCCUGUUGAAGAAGAAGAUGAUGGGGGAACAUCUCCUAAAUACACAAUCAGAACAGUUGUUGGUGGCGCUGCAGGUGAGACCCCCGUUGCUGAUAGGUUUGCCAAGAAAUCGGCAAUGCCCCCUACACCACUGGUUACUACAUCUACUGUAGCAGAUAGACAGCAGAGGCAGAGCAAGCCUACUGGUAUCAAACAGUUCAAGCUGUCCUCCGUCACAUUCCCACUGGACACCCACUCCAUGGAUGAGAUGGCUCUGUUGGCUAUGAUCCGCAUACUCAAGUCAGAGAAGGCUGCUGUACUGGCAGAUGCCACCCAACCUAGGACCAAGAUUCUCACUGGCCUUGUGGCACAGUUUGGGGGUCAAUUAAAGGAGGUGUUGCAAGAUUUUAUAUUUGAUGACCUACGUGCCCGCAGUGAUUUAGCAUUUGCCUGGCUUUAUCAAGAAUAUGCCCAGUACCAGGGCUACACAGUCACAUCAUCAGGUGCAGGAAAACGGACUAUAGUCAGUUAUGACGAAUGUUUAACAAGGCUGCUAAGUGGUCUCCUGGAGAGACCUGAUCAGAGAGAGGGACUCUUCAGUCGUCUCUUGCUAGAGGCCCCUUGUAUCACUGAAAAUGCAAUACAUGUUUUAAAAAAAUAUUGCCAAGAAGAAAAUAGAAUGUACUUUGGUAUGGUGACCCUAAAGGACUUGAUAUUGAAAAGACCAAAUAGAAAAUUAGAAUUCUUGGAUGUUUUACUGGAUUUCUGCUCUCAUGAAAACCCUGAGGUACGCACAAAUGCUCUACGGGUAACUAAAGUGUUGUAUGCAAGGCAAGAUCUCAAAGGACCAAUAGAGAAAUAUGCUCUUGCAUUCAUCAAACACCUACUGCAGGCUAAACCUCCCAGAAACCUCUUUGGACAAGAUAGAGGAAGGCCAGAUGUGAGAGAAGUUUGGACAGAUGACACUAUCAAGAUAUGUCUCUACCUUUAUCUCACCCUCCUACCACUCAACCACAAACUGAUGCACGAGUUAGCUCUUAUGUACACGGAGGCUAUAGCUGAAAUCAAACGGCCAAUCUUGCGUAUGCUGGAGACCCCAGUGAAGGCCAUGGGAAUGGACUCCCCUGAGUUGCUAGUCCUUGUGCAGACUUGCCCCAAAGGAGCAGAAACUCUUGUAACUCGUGUCAUUCAUAUACUCACAGACAAAGGUACCCCAUCUCCUGAACUGGUACGCAGCGUGAGAGAUCUCUACCAGAAACGUGUCUCAGAUGUUAGAUUCCUUAUACCUGUCCUAACAGGCCUAGCAAAGUCAGAGGUUAUAUCAGCAUUACCAAAGCUUAUCAAGCUGAACCCAGUGGUUGUCAAGGAGGUGUUUCACCGGUUGCUAGGUGGGUCCCAGGGAGAGGGAGGUGGCCACUAUUCCAGCCCCAUAAGCCCUGCAGACCUCCUGGUGGCUCUGCAUAUCCUGGAUCCUGAAAUCUGCGAUAUGAAAACAAUCAUCAAAGCAACUAACUUCUGCUUCCAAGAGAAGUCUAUCUACACACAGGAGGUAUUGUGUAUCGUGCUGAAGCAAUUAAUGGAGAUCAGUCCUAUUCCUACCCUGCUCAUGAGGACUGUCCUCCAGUCCCUCUCCAUGCACCCAAGGAUCAUUGGCCUUGUCAUGAACAUACUCACUAGGCUUAUCACCAAACAGGUUUGGAAGCAGAAAAGGGUGUGGGAGGGCUUUAUAAAGUGUUGUCAGAGAACGCAGCCACAGUCCUACCAGGUUCUGCUACAACUACCAGCCCCCCAACUCAGGAACACGUUUGAGACGUGCCCCGAGAUGAGGGAACCUCUCCUCGAACAUGUCAAUCAGUUCACACCAAACCAGAGGGUCCAUAUUCCUAAAGCUAUACUGAAUGUCUUGGAGAGAUCACCAGAGGAGUUUAAGAAGGAGGAGUCCAAGCAGCAAGAGGAGGAAGAAAGAGCAAAGAGGCAAAAGAAAGAGGAGGAAGAGAGGAUCAAUAAACAGAAAGAAGACGAGGAGAAUAGAGAAAGACGACAAAAAGAGGAGGAGGAAACUAAAAAGAGGAGGCAAAAAGAUGAGGCUGAUAGGAAGAUUAGGAAACAAAAAGAAGAGGCAGAAAAAUUAAGAAGGCAAAAACUUGAAGAUGAGCGAAAGAGAAAACAGAAAAUGGCAGAAGAGCGACGAAAGGAAGAAAUCAAGAGAAUUGAAGAGAAGAGAAAGGCACAAGCUGCCUCUAAACAGUCUACCACGAAUAAUAAAGCUGAUCUAUCCACCCCGUCCACUCAAGGUGUAACUGUUAAACAAGAACCUGGCGUAUCUGCACAACCUGAGACUUCAACACCAACCCAACCUGAGACUCCUAGCCAAUCUGAAAUUGAGGCUACAACCAUCAAACAACCAGUUCCUGGCGAGACUAAGAUUAAAACUGAGCCAUCAGAUACUGGGUAUGAAAAAGCUCAGGAUACAGACAGCAGUAAUACAGAAAAAUCUGAUCUGACACGGGAAGAACCAAAAGAAGUUGAAAGUGGUGAUCCUGUAAAAGCUGAAACAACUCCUGAGGAUACAUUGACAGCUUCUGAAGCCAAUAAAGCAACUGCAGAAGCAGUGGAGACAACUGAUGAAGCUAAAGAAGCAACUCCUGAACACAAGGAGGAUGAGCCUGAGACUGUGAGUCCCAAGGGUAAAGGACGAGGGAGAGGAGGCAAAAGAGGAAGAGGGUCAGGAACUCGGAAAAGUUCACGGAAAAGAUAGACAAUUUGAUGCAACAAUUCAUGGAUGUCAUCCAAGCAUUUAGGAACAUAUUUAUUUAAAUGUGAUUAUAAACUGAUAAAUAAUUUUCUCCAAUUCUGAUUGCGAAAAUAAUGGAGGAAUUUACAACACUUGAAUAAAGAUGCCGGACACUUUGGACUUUGAUUGUGAUUUGAAUGGUCAGAAAACUUUAAUUAUGUUACCAGCACUUUGAGUUGUUGGUCAGAUAAAAAUGAUAUGUUCAUUUUAUUUUAUUUAUGAAACUGAUUGUGUCUAAUUCUAUCAGAUUAUUAAUGCCAAAUAAAAUGUUUGUUUGUGCUAAGAGGAGAUGGAGCAUGUACUAUGGAAAAACUGUAUUGCAUU